Molecule: messenger RNA, 965 nt
Organism: Aphanomyces astaci
Lineage: Eukaryota; Oomycota; Saprolegniomycetes; Saprolegniales; Verrucalvaceae
Exons: 1
Coding region: 34-759 (241 amino acids)
Biological process (GO): nucleobase-containing compound metabolic process
Cellular component (GO): cytoplasm; mitochondrion
Molecular function (GO): AMP kinase activity; ATP binding
Source: RefSeq, a predicted model, not a curated record
UGCGAGUUGACGUGCACAUCCAUCACAUCCCCAAUGUCUCUCGCUGCUAUCCCGACGAAGGCCCUACUGGCGGAGCUUGAAACGCGCUUGGAAUGUGCCGGCAAGAAGGAGCGCCGUACCGUGUUCAUCGGCCCUCCGGGCUGCGGCAAAGGCACCCAAAGUCCGAUCGUGAAGGACGAAUAUUGCUUGUGCCACUUGGCCACGGGCGACAUGCUUCGCGCGGCGGUGCGGGACGGCACGGACAUGGGCAAGAAGGCCAAGGCUGCCAUGGAAUCGGGUGCCCUUGUCACGGACGAAAUCGUGAUUGGCAUCAUCAAGGACGCGAUCACGAGCCCAGAAUGCCGCCGCGGGUUCAUCCUCGACGGGUUUCCUCGCACCGUGGUCCAAGCCGAGAAGUUGGACGAAAUGCUCGUGGAGACCAAUACUCAAGUGGAUAAGGUUGUCAACUUCAACAUCCCCGACCAAGUGUUGGUCGAGCGCAUUUCUGGUCGCCGCAUCCACGCCGCGAGCGGCCGCAGCUACCACGUCAAGUUCAACCCCCCAAAGGUGGCCGACAUUGACGACAUCACGGGCGAACCGCUGAUCCAGCGCAAGGACGACAACGUGGCGACGCUGGGUGCCCGCCUCGAUGCGUUCCACAAGCAGACCCAGCCCGUGAUCGACUUUUACGCGCGCCAAGGCAAGCUCGUCCAAGUGGACGCAAACACCGGCAUGGACGUUGUGACCAAACAGAUCCGAGCCAGCUUUGGCACCAACUAACUUGUCAACUAUCGUCCAGUCAGAGUACAUUGGUCGUCGGUCCACGGGCGCGCUAGCUCGCCAGAUCUACGGCAUGCACGCACAUACACAUGAUCGUGUCUAUCUUUUACCUGGACGACACGUGGGGUGGGGCUACGAAUAUCGAGGAUAUGUAUGUGUUUUGAUGACCCGCGCGCGCUACGACUACUACUACUAGUACUACUACU